Molecule: messenger RNA, 864 nt
Organism: Chlorella variabilis
Lineage: Eukaryota; Viridiplantae; Chlorophyta; Trebouxiophyceae; Chlorellales; Chlorellaceae
Exons: 6
Coding region: 1-864 (287 amino acids)
Biological process (GO): regulation of DNA repair
Source: RefSeq, a predicted model, not a curated record
AUGCGGGCCUACAGACUGCUGCAGCUUGUACAGCAGACCAGCAGAGGGUUCGAGGCCGGCGCCGCCCUGCGCGGCACGGUGGCCGCAGCGUGGGGCAGCUCGGCGGGUGGCGGCGCGAGCGGCGGCUCCGCUGCCCACAGAGCGCCGAGGAGCUUGGUGGCCGUGCCGCGCGCCCUCUACCACAAGCGCAACCCCUUUGGCUUCCGUGUGGUGCGGGAGGAUGGCGAGGAGCUGCCCGGUGUGAAGAACCUGGAGCUCAGCAUCGACGAAAUGGACGAGCAGAGGAAGAAGGUGGAGCGAGGUGUGGAGGAUGCCAAGGCGGCGGCGCUCAAGCUGCUAGGGGCGCGGGCGCACUCUCGCAAGGAGCUCAAAGUGAAGCUGCUUGAGAAGGGGCACGAGCUGCACGAUGUGCGGGAUGCGCUGGACCGGCUGCAGUCAGUGGGCCUGCAGAGUGAUGAGGAGUUUGCGGAGACCUUUGCGCGGUCCAAGUGGCGGCAGUCCAAGUGGGGGGCGCGCCGCAUAGAGCUGGAGCUGCAUCAUCGGGGCGUGAGCCAAGAGCUGGCCGCCGCGGCGCUGCGCAGCGUGUUUGGCGAGGGGCUGGACAUGCGGCAGCACCUGGAGCAGAUGCACGAUGAGGACGCGCAUGGGCAGCACAGCUCGUCGCUGUUUGCCGGCCCGGAGCAGAUGCUGCUAGAGGGGGUGCGCAGGCAGUGGGAGCGCAUGGCGCGGCUCACAGAGGAGGCGCGGCGGCGGCGGUUUGUGGCCUGGAUGCAGCGACGGGGGCACCGCUGGGACGAUAUCCGCGGCCUGCUGCACCAGCUAGAGAAGGAGGAUGCGCAGCGUGCCAUCGAUGGCGAGCUCUGA